Messenger RNA from Eremomyces bilateralis CBS 781.70, 1332 nucleotides. Its product is annotated as phosphatidate cytidylyltransferase. Gene Ontology annotation, molecular function: phosphatidate cytidylyltransferase activity. The record is from RefSeq and is a predicted model, not a curated record. Lineage: Eukaryota; Fungi; Ascomycota; Dothideomycetes; Eremomycetales; Eremomycetaceae. Gene Ontology annotation, cellular component: endoplasmic reticulum membrane. The coding region runs from base 1 to 1332 and encodes 443 amino acids. The transcript is spliced from 5 exons.
AUGGCCAAAGCACAGAAGGAUGUGCGGUUCUCACACCGUGGCUCCGGAAGUCGACCGCGUCGUCCCAGCCAAAGCGUGUCGGAAAUCAGCGAAGCAUCAGAACAUGGAAGUCCAUCCCCUCCGGUUCCCGAACAGUCCGAGUCGCAGAAGAAGCUACAGAGCUUUAAGACCCGGACGAUAUGGACGUUUGUCAUGAUAGCCAUCUUCUUCGGUUCCAUGUUCGCUGGACACAUCUAUGUCAUCAUCAUCGUCACCGCCAUCCAGAUCAUCUGUUUCCGCGAGGUCAUCGCCAUCGCCGAUGUUCCGAGCAAGGCUAUGAGCGUUCGCUUCACCAAGAACCUGCAGUGGUAUUUCUUGGGCAUUUCAAUGUACUAUCUAUACGGGGAGAGUGUCAUCUACUACUUCAAGCACAUAAUCCUCGUGGACAGGAUACUGUUGCCGUUUGCGACACACCAUCGCUUUAUCAGCUUCAUCCUCUAUGUCAUUGGCUUCGUAUUCUUCGUCGGUUCCCUUCAAAGAAGGCAUUAUCGCCUGCAGUUCAAGCAGUUCGCGUGGACUCACAUGGCACUGUACUUUCUUGUGCUGCAGGCCCAUUUCAUCAUCAACAACAUCUUCGAGGGCAUGAUUUGGUUUUUCCUCCCUGUGAGCCUGGUCAUUACGAACGACAUAUUUGCGUACAUCGUCGGUAUUACCAUCGGGCGCACCCAACUAAUCAAACUCUCCCCCAAGAAGACCGUCGAAGGUUUUGUGGGGGCGUGGAUCUUCACCAUCAUUUUCGGCUUCUUACUAACAAACAUCCUCAUGCGCUACAGCUACUUCACCUGCCCAGUCACGGAUCUUGGAGCCAACAUUUUCACCGGCCUUCAGUGCGAACCCAAUCCCGUGUUUGUUAAGAGAACAUAUGGCCUACCGAUCGACCCCCCUGCGUGGACCAAGCUUCCACAUGCCAUCACGGUCGAGCCGAUUCAAUUCCACAUCCUGAACUUUGCGACGUUCGCUUCUUUGAUCGCUCCGUUUGGCGGGUUUUUCGCUUCAGGGCUAAAGCGGACGUUCAAAAUCAAAGAUUUCGGCGACAGCAUCCCUGGGCACGGCGGAAUGACCGAUCGGAUGGACUGCCAAUUCAUCAUGGGGUUGUUCGCAUACAUGUACUACCAGAGCUUUAUCGCCAUAUACAAGGCUAGCGUGGGAAGCGUAAUCGAGACGGCAAUCACUGGACUGAGCUUGGCUGAGCAGAUGGAUGUUGUGAAAGGGCUUACCAAACACCUGGUGAAUCAAGGGGUCGUUGGACAAUCGAUCCUGGAUUACAUGACCGAACAGCUCAAAAGGCGAUGA